Molecule: messenger RNA, 588 nt
Organism: Ustilaginoidea virens
Lineage: Eukaryota; Fungi; Ascomycota; Sordariomycetes; Hypocreales; Clavicipitaceae
Exons: 2
Coding region: 1-588 (195 amino acids)
Biological process (GO): DNA-templated DNA replication; DNA synthesis involved in DNA repair
Cellular component (GO): delta DNA polymerase complex
Molecular function (GO): DNA-directed DNA polymerase activity
Source: RefSeq, a predicted model, not a curated record
AUGCACACCUCGAGACGCUCGACCGCAGGCUCCCGCGGCCGCACGGGUCCGACAAAAGGCCAAUCUACCAUCAGCUUCGCCAACAAAGUCACCAAAAGCGUACCCAAAGCCACCAAGAAGCUCCAAUCGCCAGCGCACACACAGCCCGAGCUCCCCGAGCGGACGGCGCCAGGGGCCAAGAGGCCCCAAGAGACGGUAGACGACGGCCACGAGGAGGACGAGGCCGGGGCGCCGCAACCAGAGGCCCCCGCCGCUAAGUCGGCGGCAGAGGCGGCGGCCGAGAAAGUGACCGACUCGCAAAUCCGCAAGUACUGGAAGGGCAUCGAGAGGAUACGCAAGGCGCCGAGGGUGCAUCAGGCGGAGCUGUCCGUGGACGAAAAGGUCCUGCGGUACUUUGACGUCAGCUCGCAGUAUGGGCCUUGCAUCGGCAUCGAUCGCACGAAGCGGUGGCAGAGGGCAGAGCGCCUGGGGUUGAGCCCGCCUAUCGAGGUGCUUUCGGUCUUGCUGAAGGAGAAGAAGAACCCGGCAAGAGGGGCCGAAACGGCACAGAUGGAUGAUAUCCUCAACCCGAUAGCCAGUGGGCCGUGA